GCACCUAUGUGGCUGGUGGCCAGGAUGCCACAGCCCGUGUAUAAAGGCUGCCCAGGGAAGAAGCCUCCAGACCAGCCCCGUCCUCCACCCCGACUGCACUCCAGCCCCACGCCACCAUGUGCCACACCAGCUGCUCCACGGGCUGCCAGCAGGCCUGCAGCACCUCCAGCCCCUGCCAGACAACCUGCUAUGUACCCAGCUCCUGCCAGACGACCUGCUAUGUGCCCAGCUCCUGCCAGGUGUCCUGCUGUGUGCCCAGCUCCUGCCAGCCUGCUGUAUGCCUUCCUGUGAGCUGCAAGCCCAUCGUGUAUGUGGCUUCCUCCUGCCAGUCCUCUGGGGACUGCCAGCCCUCCUGCCCCACCCUGGUCUGCAGGCCUGUUCCCUGUGGCACCCCUAACUGCUGCUGAGCCCAUGGCCUCCUAGGACCCCUCCUCUGUGUGGUCAGAAGCAGCUGUUCUCCGAACUCCUACCAGGCAGCCCAGACAUCAUCCACUUCAGACCUCCUGGACCCCAUAGACCAUCUUACAGCAAAGCCACUUGAUCC
Molecule: messenger RNA, 544 nt
Organism: Ailuropoda melanoleuca (giant panda)
Lineage: Eukaryota; Metazoa; Chordata; Mammalia; Carnivora; Ursidae
Product: keratin-associated protein 12-1-like
Exons: 2
Coding region: 117-407 (96 amino acids)
Source: RefSeq, a predicted model, not a curated record